UGCUGGGACCCAGUCACAAGAGGAGGAGGUCAGAGCACAGAUGCUGGGACCCAGUCACAAGAAGAGAUGGACCGGACACUGUCGCAGUCCCAAGAAGCAGACAGGCAAUCCCAGGAACACCAGCCCAUUUUGUUGCUCACCAACAGUAUUGAUGAUAGUGACAUAGAAACAUCCGUAUGGUGGAGAAGGCUGAGCUGCGAGGCAAGCAGAUCACAAGGUGUUUUGGGGGUGUGUUUCCAGCACCAUCCAGCAGCUGAUCUAGCAGUCAUCACCCACCAGUUGCUGCACAACAAGGUGUUAGCAGUCCAAGACUGGUCUGUGUUCUGGCAGCAGAUUCGGAUGAACAGCAAUGUAAAAGAAUCUUGCACAGAGUUAAACACUUCAACAGACACCUGAGCAUUGGCAUUCAUAUGAUCUACCUGUGAAGUUCAACCAGGCUUUAUAAAGCAUUACACACAAGGCAGCUAUGAUACACUGUGUUGUGAUUGGCCAAAAAUGCAGAUUGGUAACACCAGUCACCUAAGCCACCAUUGCCCUUGCAGACAAGAGUGUGAAGUAACAGCCCCUACAGUUUACAGCAAAGCCCUCAACUGUAGCCCUACAAA
Mya arenaria is the source of this 605-nucleotide messenger RNA. RefSeq lists its product as uncharacterized. The record is from RefSeq and is a predicted model, not a curated record. Lineage: Eukaryota; Metazoa; Mollusca; Bivalvia; Myida; Myidae. Bases 67 to 396 code for a protein of 109 amino acids. The transcript has 5 exons.